Molecule: messenger RNA, 1182 nt
Organism: Plasmopara halstedii
Lineage: Eukaryota; Oomycota; Peronosporomycetes; Peronosporales; Peronosporaceae
Product: Armadillo-type fold
Exons: 1
Coding region: 1-1182 (393 amino acids)
Source: RefSeq, a predicted model, not a curated record
AUGAGCAGUCCAGGCCAAGAUAAGAAAGACCAGAAGCUCGAGACUAAGCCCUUGUUUCACUCACUCACACCUAAUGACCAGGUUGACCGCCCGCAGUAUCGAUCCAUUGCUGUUGCGUCUUUGAUGGAAUCACGCUCCCCCCUCCAUCAAAGGGGUGCAGCAUUUCCAGGUCCUAUGUCGUUUAACACGGCUUCAAAGAAGUCCCCAUCGAAGGGACCUGACGGAAUUGCUAUCUUACCUUCGUUCGGGGUGCGUGUGGACCGUACAAAGUAUACAGACGUGAUUCCGCGCGAUCUUCCACCGGCACCUUUUCGGCUUGAAAUGCAUACACACUUUCACGUGAAGCUAGAAUCAACGCAACGUGUGUGCGGUGUCGUGGGCAUCAAGCUAUGUGAGCUGGAUACUGAUUUCGUGUUCGAUGCUGAGAAGUGCAAGUGGAAGGUUGAAUAUCGCCGGAACGCCGCGCACCGUGUCAGUCUCAACAUUGUGAUUUUCAAAACGGCCAAGCAAGAGUACGUCAUUGAAGUUCAACGUCGCGAAGGCGAUAUUACGGCUCUUAUGUUCUUAUAUCACGAACUGAAGAGCCUAUUUCGACGCAGCCAACUUCUUAGCGACAAAAUCACCACUUCAAAUGGGGUCAAACGCGCCGCCCCCAAGCCACUUACAACGCUACCACUUUCACCUGACAGUAUUCAAAAUGGAGUCUCUGCUUUAAAGGGGUUGCUUGAGAGCAAGUAUGCAGAUGCGCAGAUGCAAGGUGUGCUUGGCACUAUUUCUAUGUCUGCCAUUGAGGAAUCUCGGUCUGGUAUGACUGGUCUCGUACCACAGCUCGUGACACUCGGCCAGUCAAAAAAUUCUAACGUUUCUCGUUUAGUAACCGCCGCGCUUGCACGGCUAUGUGACCAUCCACAGUGCCGCCAAGAAUUCAUUCGCUCUGAUGGUUGGCAGUACAUUGUUGACCUUGCUACCGGUGGCCCUAACGUUACGCCAGAGGUGCAGCGAGAAAGUCUUCAUGUUGUAGAGACACUGUGUUCGCUUUACUACGAAGAACUUGCCAAGUCUGAAAAAUCGGUUCGCUUAUUAAAGCUGGUUCAGGAGUGGCAAAAAAUUGAUGAUCCUCGCCUCAAGAAGCACGCAUGCAACGCACAUCGUGCGCUGAAGGAGGCUGGAGUCCUCGCUUAA